Eucalyptus grandis is the source of this 1530-nucleotide messenger RNA. RefSeq names its product receptor-like serine/threonine-protein kinase SD1-8. Lineage: Eukaryota; Viridiplantae; Streptophyta; Magnoliopsida; Myrtales; Myrtaceae. Gene Ontology annotation, biological process: protein phosphorylation; recognition of pollen. Gene Ontology annotation, molecular function: protein kinase activity. The transcript is spliced from 6 exons. The record is from RefSeq and is a predicted model, not a curated record. The coding region runs from base 1 to 1530 and encodes 509 amino acids.
AUGAAGCUGAUGUUGAACCUGAAAACGGGUUUUGAACAGCGUCUCACCACGUGGAAAAGCCUGGACGACCCUUCUCCUGGAGACUAUGUCCUCGAGUUAAACAACACUCAGGGUCUCUCUCAGUAUGAAGUGGUGCAAGGGCAUGUGCAUAGCAAAAAAAAUCGAACGGGGCAAUGGAACGGAGUCCAAUUUGUUGGCUCCCCCAUUGUUCCAAGUCCACCUGCAGUGCCUGUGUUUGUGUACACUGAAAGUGAGAUCUCCUUCAUGUUUGAGGUUCAGGAAAGGCAGCUUUUCUCGGUAGCAAAACUAAACUAUUUGGGAGUGCUGCAGCUUUUAUUGGUGAAUAGAUCUAGAAGCGCCACGUGGAAUGCCAUGAUUGAGUUCCCUAGUGAUCCUUGCGAUAUUUAUGGCAGGUGCGGUGCUAAUGCCAUCUGCAACGGUAGUUUGUGUGAAUGUGUGAUAGGGUUCAUGCCUAAGUCGCCUGACGAAUGGACGGUCCUUAAUUUUUCCAGCGGAUGCAAGAGGACAAUACCCCUGAAUUGUUCAAAAGGAGAAGGAUUCUGGGAAAUUGAAAAUGUUAAACUGCCUGACCAGUUGGAGGUAAUGCUGUACAGGAGUAUGAGCCUCGAUGAAUGCAAGGACAAGAGCUUGAAGAAUUGUUCGUGCACGGCUUAUGCUAUUUUAGAUAUAAGAGGACGAGGCAUUGGCUGCCUCAUGUGGUUCGGGGACUUGAUUGACAUGAGAGUGCUCGAAGAAGGGAACCACGUGCAAACUCUAUACCUACGCCAAUCAGCAUCUAAAUUCGAUGCCAUUCGUGACCGCACCAGGAGGAAAAUAAUAUUAGUAACUAUCAUAUUGAGUUAUAUCAUUGGUGGAUUGCUUUUAGUCGGAACUGCAUUAUGGGGUGUUACGCACAAGAAAAGGAGAAUCAGGACUGGAGGGAAAUCUUUAGACAGGACAGUUAGUAGCAGUAAAGAGGCUAUCAAAGAGUUCAGGGCAAGUGGCUACAUGGCCCCUGAAUAUGCUAUGGAUGGGAAAUUCUCUUUGAAGUCAGACAUAUAUAGCUUUGGUGUGCUCCUAUUGGAGAUAGUUAGCGGCAAAAGGAAUAGAGGAUUUUCCCAUCCAAGUCAUCACCACAACCUUCUCGGUCAUGUGUGGUUGCUUUGGAGUAAAGGUAGGGCCUUGGAGACAAUGGAGGAAGGCAUGCACAGCUCAUUUGACAGAACCCAAGUGGAAAGCCACUAUGAAGCUUGGGUCGAACUCGAAAAUGGGUCGGCAUCUAAAUGCAUGGAAAAGCGUGGACGACCUUCUUUUGGAGACUAUUUCUUUGGGUUAACUUACAGACAAGGUCUACCUCAGUCUGAACAAGUCCAAGUGGAUGUGCAUAGCAAAGUAUUUCAAACGGGGGAAUGGAAUGGAGUUCAAUUCUUUGAAGUUUCCUUUGCACCAAAUCGAAUUAUUGUGCUCACGUUCGUGUACAAUGAAACUGACAUCUCCUUCAUGUUUGAAGUUUGGAACAGUUCUUGUUGA